Messenger RNA from Trematosphaeria pertusa, 1719 nucleotides. RefSeq lists its product as uncharacterized. The record is from RefSeq and is a predicted model, not a curated record. The transcript has 3 exons. The coding region runs from base 1 to 1719 and encodes 572 amino acids. Lineage: Eukaryota; Fungi; Ascomycota; Dothideomycetes; Pleosporales; Trematosphaeriaceae.
AUGGCCGCUAACGCCUUUGACGAUGUCGGCCCGCGACACCCACAGCCCCGGCCGGUGAAGGAGCUAUCCUGGGAGCUUGCGAAUCACUCCAAGGCCUACCUCGAGGCCCAACAGUAUGCCAAUGGCUAUAACUUUCUUUACUCGCUCCUCGCCGCCGGUACUUCCAUUUCCGUGCCCGCAAAACCGUACGCCGGCUUCCUGGCACCGGCCGCACAGCUAGCGCUAGCCUCUACGCUCAUUGCCUAUCCCGCCGUCACCACCAAGUCCAAGUCCGCCGAAAUCAUGCAAGGCUCGGACGCCGCUGUGCGGUACCUACGAUGUGUGCAGAACACUAUAGAAGGACCGGCAUAUAGGGUCGUCAAGAAGGCAUUUUCUUUCCCAGACGAUCGCACCCGGCGGCAUAUACCUGGGCAUAGGAGCAGAGCUGUGAGUCCAUCGCCAGCCGCAGGCGCUGAUGUCGAGCGGCUUGAGGGAGUCGCCGCCAAUGCCCAUAGCCUAUGGUACCGGGCCGACGAUUUCUGGCACAUAUUGGGAUGGGCAUUUAACUGCUCGGUUGCGUACAAGAAGCGUUGGGAGAGGUGGAAGCUAUGGCUGCAGGUCAUGCUCGACUUCCUCGAGAGCGACUGGAAGACGCGCCUAAAGGCAGGCAGAGACGAAGGCGAAGGUCGGGAGAGCACCCUGCAAGACAGCCUCCUCUGGCAGUACAUCAGCAGCCAGGACCCCACGAAUCGUAACAUCAGACGGCGGAUGAUCAGGGCUGUACUAGCGGCCGGCACCGAAGAGUCGCUCCGCCAUUAUCCGGAAGUCUGGGUCAACGAGACUGUCGAACCAAAGCCUCGAGACAAAGAUACGGAGCGCAUUGCGCCCACCGACGUUGGCAAUGGUGAGUUGGGGGGGUAUCAGAGCGUUGACGAAGACGUGAUCAUGCAAGACGCCUCCACACUGGACAAAGGCAAAGCGAGAUCGAGGACGUCUUCAAGUGCGUCUUCCUCAUCCAGGCCCAGCUCGGUCAGAUUCAACGCAGACGAUGCAGGCGGCCGCUUUGGUGGUAUGGAAGCUAUCGAGCUACGCCAGCGCUUCAUAGCCAUACUCGUGCAAGUAGCUCAGGAACUCCCCAAGCAGUUCGCUAGUCUGGAGGACUUUCUUGACGAUCUCACAGAGGAACUGAGGCAGCUUCCGAUCUUCAUCUUUAGCGCCUUCGUCUCGACAUCACGGCUAUCGAGCCUUGCCGAGCUAGCCCUCAAUGCCAACCUCCUUCUACCGCUCGCGACAGGCCAGUUGCCCAACUAUACAAAGAUAGUACCCACCCAGUCGCACUUUGAGACCUAUUGGCUUCGUCUCCGUGGAAACACACAGAGCUUUGCCGCCAGCGCCAAGAUAUCACUCACCCUAGAGCGCAUGCUUAUGUACAUGAUGAAUGAGCAUCUCCUCAAAGCUACCGAUUGUCUGCGAGAAGCCAUGGAAUGCGGUAUCGAAGCGCGCCACAAGGUAUACGGCACAGGGAAGGGAAAGACGAGGAACCCAGUAGAGGAAGAAAAAGGCAAAGAAUUCAUAGAGGCUAGUUCAGAGAGGCUGCUUGGACUGCUCGAGGUGUUGGAGAUUGCUUCAGGAAAGGAGCUGCAGCCGCGGAAAGAGAAGAGUAAGCCCUCGCCCUUGUUUUCGUCCUUCGCUUCCUCGCUUUCUGCCGCACCCGAAAGCGAAACGGAAGAGGAUGACUAA